This is a messenger RNA of Vitrella brassicaformis, 2092 nucleotides long. The record is from the annotation of a GenBank genome assembly. Lineage: Eukaryota; Vitrellaceae.
AUGAAGCUGGGGACCACAAUGCAGCCCAGAUCACGAUGGUUGCUUCGGCGGACGAGUUGCCCUGCUCGCGAGCUUAGCUCGCAAGUGGGAGGAAGAAAAAUGGAUGACGCAGAGGAGCUUUCAACGCUUUCGACGCUGCGGCAGCAGAUCGAUGAGUUAAAACGCGCUCUCGAACGGGAAAAACAGAGCAGAGAAGAAGAAAGGUGUGUAGCGCACGGAGAGCGACUCAUCCAUCCAUCCAUCUGCCUGUUGCACGCCGCAGGAGGGGUCGUACUCGUGCUGAGGGUUUGCUGCGGCAGAAUGCGGAGCGGCUGCUGGCGAGGCAGGGAUACACCUUCCCGCCCAUCGGCAUCCUGCACUCGCCAUUCAGACAGGUACAGAGUGCAGUGCACAGCCGUGAGUGAUGCAGGUGCGUGCACACACGUGUGGUGUAUUGGUGCAGCGGCGGGGCACCCCGAGGCAAGGCCUGCUCGCCCCUUCCGGUGGGUACACAGACACUUGAAUCCAUGGAUCUGAUUGCGUUGUGUAUGGCAUCUGCAUGUCCGUCAGUGCGGAGUGUGCUCAAGCUGGAGCCGACAGUCAACUGGGAUGCGGCCAUGGACGGCAUGCAGGCAAGCACGACGUACACGAGAUAGAUAAGGGGACAGGGAGGCAGGCAGGCAAAUUGGCAUGUGUUGUUGUCCAGAAUUUCUCUCACGUGUGGCUGGUGUACAUAUUCCACCUCAACACCAACGUCGCCAACUUCGCCGCCACUCGACAGGCACAACGGGGAGGCGAGGUAGGUAUGAUGAACACACCCCUCGUGUGUCCGUCGAUGAGAAUGCACAUGCUAUGCUGCCUUCAGGGCGACUCCUGUGUGCCUGUGAGUGAGCCGUUCGCCGGUCUGCGAACCAAGAUCACCCCGCCACGGUGCGACGGUGCCUUCAAGGUGGGCGUCAUGGCCUGCAGGUCGCCACACAGACCCAACCCCAUCGGCCUCAGCAUCGCCAAGUCAGUCAGCGGAAAAGUCACAAUGACGCACGAACGGCAGAAGGGAAGAAUGGGUGCAUGGUGCUGCUUGCCGUCAGGUUGGUUCGUGUCGAUGUGGGGCGGAAGGAGCUCAUCCUGGAGGGAGCUGAUGUUGUCCAUGGUAGCACAUCCAUGCAGCAGCAGAAUCAUACCACCCUCUUGCCUCAUCUGCCUGGUUGUGCAGGCAGCCCCGUGAUCGACGUGAAGCCGUACGUGAGUCUGUUCGACUCGCUGCCGCACGCCAGCCACCCAUCGUGGGUGCAGGAGUCGUAUGCUGCGCCAAUGCGGCAAGUGGAGAUGACCCCACGGGCACUGAGGGAAUGGGACACACUCACAGGUCGGCGGGCGGAGCGGGGCGGCGAGGAUGAACGAAUCAACGAAAGAAAACAAGAGCAACCCGCAUCCUCCGUUGUGGUGCUAUGCUGUGGUGUGUGGGGCUGUCAGAUGAUUCGUCGGAUCUGUCACCCCACCCUUUUGACUCAUGGGAAGAUGUAAGCAACCAACACACACACACACACACACAGCAGCGCCGAGGGGCAUAGAUUGAAUUGCGCACUCACUCACUGAUCGAUCAGGUCCGUUCGUCUCUGGCCGAGGUGCUGUCGAUGGACAUUCGCUCGCCCCACCAGCGCUCAGUCGACGCGUCAACAGUGCAUCCGUCCAGGCGCCCACAGAUCAGCGCCGCGAGCGGCCAGCCAGAGGCCACUGACUACGAUGAGGUGUAUGGGUAUUUGGGUGAGGUGGUGUAUCUUCACUUUCGGGUGGUGUACGGCAUCAGGAAGGGGGCGGGGGCGGGGGUGGGUGAUACGAAUGUGACCGAGGUAGUGACGAUUGAGAGGUGGAGGGGGGAGGAACAGAGGGGCGAGGAUGACUGGAGCUGACGUGACGUAAUAUGACUUGUAGGUCACCCAAUGUGCUGUGCUGCUUUGUGGCGUGCAAAUGCCUGUAAGGAUGUCUGCCGUGUGUGACGCAACCAUGAUAUUAUCGAAUGAUGUCUUGACGAUAUGGUGUGACGUGAGCAUUCAUCUAAUUUCGCAUGCAUGGUCUGUGUACACUCGACCCACACCGACAGGCACAUGGUGGU